This is a messenger RNA of Eutrema salsugineum, 720 nucleotides long. RefSeq lists its product as uncharacterized. Lineage: Eukaryota; Viridiplantae; Streptophyta; Magnoliopsida; Brassicales; Brassicaceae. The record is from RefSeq and is a predicted model, not a curated record. The coding region runs from base 45 to 599 and encodes 184 amino acids. The transcript has a single exon. Gene Ontology annotation, molecular function: enzyme inhibitor activity.
AGAAGAUCGAGAGAAAGAAGAAAAGGAAAAAAACAAAAAAAAAGAUGAAAAUGGUCGGAAGGAUCUUUCUCCUUUUCCUCUCCGUCUCCGUCACGGUAGUCAUCGCCGGAAAAGCUCCACCACCAACAUUCACCGAGAAAGGCAAAGCCUUAGCUGAGAAACUAUGCGAGAAAUCCGAAGACAAAGCGUUCUGCGUUUCGAGCCUAACGUCGCGUCCCGAAGCACAAACCGCAACCGCGCCUAAACUCGGCGUGAUCGCGUUAAGCAUCGCGUCAACAAACGCUUCGGACACGUCUUUCUACAUAAAAGCCAAACUAAAACAGAAAAACCUGGAGCCGGCGUUAGAAGACACGCUCGACGACUGCUCAAAGAAUUACUUAGACGCAGUCGCGCAGCUAGACGAUUCUCUGGCCGCUUUGCUCGCGAAUGCGUUCAUCGACGUCGAUAUAUGGCUCAACACGGCGAUUAGCGACGGCGAGGCUUGUGAAAGCGCUUUGAGCGAACGUGCUGGGAAUGACGCUGAGCUUGCUCGUAGGAACACAAACUUCUUGAAGCUUUGCAAGGAUGCUCUUCUCAUCAACACUAUUUUAACUCCAUAAAGUUUAUUUUGUUAGCCGAUUAAAAUUAAUUUACAUCGGCUUGUCUGUUGUAAUAUUUCGUUGAUACGUGGGGGUAAAUUAAACGAUAUUUGAAAAUACUUUUUUUUUGGGAAAUUUUGAA